Rosa chinensis is the source of this 2195-nucleotide messenger RNA. RefSeq lists its product as uncharacterized. The transcript has 6 exons. Lineage: Eukaryota; Viridiplantae; Streptophyta; Magnoliopsida; Rosales; Rosaceae. The coding region runs from base 648 to 1967 and encodes 439 amino acids. The record is from RefSeq and is a predicted model, not a curated record.
ACCAACUAUACUUUCUCUAUCUUCUCCCCACUUUAUAACAAAUAUGAAUUUUUUCCUGAUCGGCAACUCCACUUUUGGUGAAUCGGAGGGAAGCAUCUCCCUCUAGGACUAGAAGUAGAGUCCUGGUGUCAUUGGGGAAGCUGGAGAAAUUGAAGGUCAAAGGAGUUGCGAACAAGUCAAGUCUACUCCAAAAACCAUUUCCAGAUUUCCGGCAAGCUUGUAAGCAAAUUUCCAGAUUUCGCUAUAGCCGAUUGAAAACCCAUCGCUGUGUCCGAGCCCAUACAAAUCCCUGUUCUCAAUUCAAGCCUCAAGGUUCAAUAGUGCUUCAAUCUUACAAUUAAGCAAUGGAAGCUGGUUUCUCUGCUUGAAUGCAACUCGCUUCUUUUGAAGUGGUUCAAGUUUCCAUAGCUGGGUUAUUUCCCCGUUUCAAUUGUAUUGAAGUACUUGGAGCUCUCAAACUUCAGCUAGACCGGGAACGGAGAGCUAGCAGUGUUGAUACUGGUUAUUGUUGCUAUCUUUAUCUUGUGGGUUCUCAUUGGACCAGGGGUCUGAAGUUCAGUUCAUCAGUGAAAGGGUACAGUUGCUGUUGUUUUGAGCUUUUGAUAGUAAAGGUGAAGCCGUAAGAAGCACACUUUUUGAUUGUUAUAAUGGCUUCAUCAUCGUAUCGGUUUGGUAUUGAACUUCAACAAGUUGAGCAAAGUAUGAUUGACCAAGAGGUGUUGAAGGAGUGCGUCGAUGGAGUUGGAAACCGGACACCUGAGGUAGAAGCCCCUACCCAUCAUUCUCCCACCUUGAUCCAGCUUUUCCCCAAUUUGUCCUAUCGGCUGCCACGCCAGGGAGUGCCAAAUGGUCGUCUAAUCCGCAUUCAAUUGUGGCCUCCUCCUCCGCCCCGUGAUGAUUAUAGGGCUACUGUGAGGUAUAUAGAAUACACAAUAAGUCAACUUAAGAAUGGAAUCGUUUCACAACAAAUGGUAGAUUCGGCUAAGGAAACGGUACGCCGCCUUAGAUCGAAAGGAUAUUCCAACUUAAAUGAGGAUGAAGCAAUCACUCUAAAGGACAGCAUUCACUUCCUUGGUAGGCUAGAAAGCACCCCCUCUUCCUUUAGGAGGAGGUUUCUUAAAUUUGCUGAAGACAUUCCAAGCCGUGUCCGCUGCCUCCGUCAAAUGCAGGAAGCAUUGAUUGAUCAGCCAAAUCUUGUAGAGCAAGAGAGACAAUGCAUAGCCAAAAUUCAGAACAGAAUGCAAGCCCGCGCUCUAAGAAACCAACAGUUUGAUGAGGAAGAAGCGACGGUCACUUGUGAGAGGGCUAAGAGAGAAGAGGAGAAAGAGGUUCUAAUCACCAGAUUGGAGGACAUUCGCCGCAAUUUGUCCUAUCGGCUGCCACGCCAGGGAGUUCCAAAUGGUCGUCUAAUCCGCAUUCAAUUGUGGCCUCCUCCUCCGCCCCGUGAUGAUUAUAGGGCUACUGUGAGGUAUAUAGAAUACACAAUAAGUCAACUUAAGAAUGGAAUCGUUUCACAACAAAUGGUAGAUUCGGCUAAGGAAACGGUACGCCGCCUUAGAUCGAAAGGAUAUUCCAACUUAGAUGAGGAUGAAGCAAUCACUCUAAAGGACAGCAUUCACUUCCUUGGUAGGCUAGAAAGCACCCCCUCUUCCUUUAGGGAGAGGUUUCUUAAACUUGCUGAAGACAUUCCAAGCGGUGUCUGCUGCCUCCGUCAAAUGCAGGAAACAUUGAUUGAUCAGCCAAAUCUUGUAGAGCAAGAGAGACAAUGCAUAGCCGAAAUUCAGAACAGAAUGCAAGCCCACGCUCUAAGAAAUCAACAGUUUGAUGAGGAAGAAGUGACGGUCACUUGUGAGAGGGCUAAGAGAGAAGAGGAGAAAGAGGUUCUAAUCACCAGAUUGGAGGACAUUCGCCGCAUUGUGACUGAAACUUCCACAGCCUUGUCUUAUAUAGAUGGUGGGAGGAUCUGAAUUAAAGUAUGACCAUUUUGCUGCAAAUUGACUUUUUAGUCUUGUAUUGGAUUGUUGGGAGGAUAUGGUUCCCCUUUUUACUGAUCUUUCUAACAUUUGGAUUGUAAUGUUUGGCCGAGUUUGUCUACUGUUUUCUGAGAAAGAAAUGCAUAUAAGAUCACAAACUGGUCUUAUUCGCUGUAUGUUUUUGCACAACUAUGAUAUAAUGUAGUAACAUUUAUUGUUUGA